CCUCCAUUUCAAUCUCCAUAUGACCUUUAGCCCAAACUCUUUUCCGGCUAGCAAAAACUCAGAGAUCGGCAAUGGCGGCUUCGAGGCUGUCCUCGUGUGUAGCUAUGGCGGCAGCCGUCGCUUUCUUUUCCAAGGCCUCCAGCGGCGCGUACGCAGACGGUCCGUUUCGAUUCUCGCCUUUCUCUUCAUCACCUCCCCAGACCUCUCAAUCCUCUGCUGAAAAAUCGGAGGACAAGUCGGAGGCCGAUGAGCCGAGAGUCAGUUCCUCGGGGUUCGACCCCGAAUCCCUGGAAAGAGGCGCCAAAGCUCUUCGCGAAAUCAACAGCUCUCCCAACGCUAAACAGGUUUUUGAAAUUAUGAGAAAGCAAGAACAAACUCGACUGGCCGAGUUGGCAGCUGAGAAGGCUCAUCAAGAAGCAAUUCAAGCUCAAGCAGAUAUCGAUAAGCAGCGGAAAAUGGCUGAAGAACAAAUGAAUCUAGUACAGCAACAAGCACAGGCGAAGGCACAAAUGCUACGAUAUGAAGAUGAGUUGGCUAGGAAAAGAAUGCAGACAGAUCAUGAAGCUCAGAGGCGACAUAAUGUUGAAUUGGUUAAAAUGCAAGAGGAAUCCUCCAUACGAAAAGAACAAGCAAGACGGGCGACUGAGGAGCAGAUCCAAGCUCAACAACGCCAGACUGAGAAAGAGAGAGCUGAGAUAGAGCGGGAAACCAUACGAGUAAAGGCCAUGGCUGAGGCUGAAGGCCGGGCCCAUGAAGCAAAAUUAACAGAAGACCAUAACAGGAGAAUGCUUAUAGAGCGGAUGAAUGGUGAAAGAGAGAAGUGGCUUGCUGCGAUUAAUACAAUGUUUAGUCAUAUUGAAGGGGGUUUCAGAGUUCUAUUGACCGAUAGGAAUAAGUUGCUUAUGGCUAUAGGAGGAGCCACUGCAGUGGCCGCUGGUGUUUACACAACAAGAGAGGGUGCUAGGGUUACUUGGGGUUAUAUCAACCGGAUGCUGGGGCAGCCAUCACUAAUUCGGGAGUCAUCCAUUGCUAAAUUUCCAUGGUCAGGGAUGGUUUCUCGAGGAACGAAUAAGGUGUUGAAUUACAGUACAGCAGCUGGGGGAGCAAGGCCUGGGGAAAAUAAGACCAGUUUUGGAAAUAUUAUUCUCCACCCUUCAUUGCAGAGGAGAAUAGAGCAUCUUGCUCGAGCUACAUCAAAUACUAAGUCUCACCAGGCACCCUUUCGAAACAUGCUGUUUUAUGGACCGCCUGGCACGGGUAAAACUAUGGUCGCAAGGGAGAUAGCUCGAAAAUCGGGUUUGGAUUAUGCCAUGAUGACUGGAGGGGAUGUUGCACCUCUUGGCGCACAGGCUGUCACCAAGAUCCAUCAAAUAUUUGAUUGGGCAAAAAAAUCAAACAAAGGUUUACUGCUUUUCAUUGAUGAGGCUGAUGCUUUUCUAUGCGAGCGGAACAGCACACGCAUGAGUGAAGCUCAACGAAGUGCUCUAAAUGCAUUGCUUUUUCGGACGGGAGACCAGUCAAGAGAAAUUGUUCUUGUCCUUGCCACAAACAGACCAGGCGAUCUUGAUAGUGCUGUGACUGACCGCAUUGAUGAAGUGAUCGAGUUCCCGCUUCCAGGGGAGGAGGAGCGUUUCAAACUGCUGAAGCUCUAUUUGGACAAGUACCUCUCUGAUGAAGGCCAAAGCACAUCUAAGUGGAACCCUCUAUCAAAGAGUAAGCCACAGAAGGUAACCAUAAAAGAUGUGUCUGAAGAUGUGAUCCGAGAGGCAGCCAGGAAGACAGAAGGCUUCUCUGGCCGUGAGAUAGCAAAACUCAUGGCUGGUAUCCAAGCAGCUGUGUACGGUCGGCCAGACUGUGUAUUGGAUUCCCAGCUGUUCAUGGAGAUAGUAGAUUACAAGGUUGCAGAGCAUCACCAGCGACUUAAACUGGUAGCAGAAGGUGGUCACCCAGCUUAACUGGGGAAUCCGCCUGUGAAGUAGGGCUUUUCUCAGAAACCUUUCAAAGAGAUGGAAAUUUUGUCUAAUGUCAUUCUAUUAUUUCAAUUCUUGAUCAGAUUGUUGUUUGUAAUUGUUACUUGUAUUACCAUUACAAUGAGGUGAUUGUGAAUUUCUUGGGGUGUGGCCCAGCGGCCCUGGAGUUGAUUAGAUUGGUUCCAACUUCGAAAUUAUACAAUAAUGUGACAAACACAAGUCUCUGUGUCGCCCUUUCUUCA
This is a messenger RNA of Vitis riparia (riverbank grape), 2212 nucleotides long. RefSeq names its product ATPase family AAA domain-containing protein 3-like. Gene Ontology annotation, cellular component: mitochondrion. Gene Ontology annotation, molecular function: ATP binding; zinc ion binding; ATP hydrolysis activity. The coding region runs from base 72 to 1955 and encodes 627 amino acids. Gene Ontology annotation, biological process: mitochondrion organization. The record is from RefSeq and is a predicted model, not a curated record. Lineage: Eukaryota; Viridiplantae; Streptophyta; Magnoliopsida; Vitales; Vitaceae. The transcript is spliced from 8 exons.